This is a messenger RNA of Camelina sativa (false flax), 746 nucleotides long. RefSeq lists its product as uncharacterized. NCBI's taxonomy places the organism in Eukaryota, Viridiplantae, Streptophyta, Magnoliopsida, Brassicales, Brassicaceae. The record is from RefSeq and is a predicted model, not a curated record.
AAUGUUAUUCAAUAUGACCAGAAACACACCGUCCAAGUUUGUGUAUGCGAGAAACCUCCAAAAGAAGUUUUAAGCUCAUGAAUAUUUAUUCAAGAGAAAAAGUAAUCAAAAGUAAAAAUGUUCUUAAUUAUUUUUUGCCAGAAACUUUGAAAUUUCCGUUGCAGUUUCGUGUAUCUUUAAGAAACGCUAAAUAACAUUCUAGAUAGUUCUAUACAUAAAAGGAUUCUCGCAUCUUUUUGGUAUCAGUUCAGUUUCACAAAAAAAAAUUAAAGAUAUAAUGGAGCCUUUUGUUAAUGUAAUUAUUAUAUUAUGUGUCUGUGUUCUUUUCGUGUUGAUUAUCAUAUGCUGCGUCGUCUCCCAAAGGAAGAAAGAGCCCUUGUCUCAGCCGCGAGAUUUGGAAAAGGGUGUAGCGAGAACAAGAGAUGGAGGACUUGUUGUUUUGACAGGAAAUGUUACUACAACAGCUGUCAUAGCUGCGGCUGUAACCACCGUAGAUCCUGGCAGUGGUGGCGGCGAUUAUGACGGUUCUUGUUGUGGAGGCGGUGGUGAUGCUGAUGGUGGAAGAGAUGGCGGUGGUUGUGGAGGUUGCGGCGGCGGCUGUGGAGAUUAAGGGUGUCGUAUAUAUAUUGUGGGUUUUGAUAUUUAUCUAUGCAUGUAUAUAUUAUAUAUAAUGUAAGAUAUAAACUCUCGUGAGGAUGGAAAUCAAAUUGUAUCAUAAAAAGAUGAAAAAUGAUCGUUUUACAAAA